AAUAGUCAGUUAUGUUUGUGAAUAUCAAAUUCAUACAAUGUUAAGAACUGUGUGCCGUAGUUUCCAUUUCUUAAGAUGCAAUCUUAAAUAGCUUGAGAUAAUAUGAUCUGUGUUUGAUAAGUAGUACUCUUACUGGUUUAAUUAUUGUUUGCAAAAUUAGUCUUUUUUUCCUCCUUUAUCCUAAGUUCAUUCAACAGAUAACACAAGAAUGGAGUUGAUAAUCCCAGGGGAACAGCACUUCUAUAUGAAAGCAGUCAAUGCGGCUGAGAGGCAGAGAUGGCUAGUAGCGCUGGGUAGUUCUAAAGCCUGUUUGACAGACACCAGAACAAAAAAAGAAAAAGAAAUAAGUGAAACCAAUGAAUCUCUUAAAACCAAAAUGUCCGAACUUCGACUCUACUGUGAUCUUUUAAUGCAGCAAGUUCAUACAAUACAAGAAUUUGUUCACCGUGAUGAGACUCGCUCAUCUCCCAGCAUUGAGAACAUGAACGAAGCCUCCUCGUUGCUCAGUGCCACAUGUAACACGUUUAUUACAACACUUGAAGAAUGUGUGAAGAUAGCGAAUGCCAAGUUUAAACCAGAGAUGUUUCAGCUGCCUCAUCCUGAUCCCUUAUUUUCUCCUGUGUCACCUUCACCUGUUCAAAUGAUGAAACGCUCCAUUAGCCAUCCUGGUACGUACAGUUCAGAGAGUACUCAUGCCACAAAAGAACCGAUUUCUUUACUCCAUCGAUUAUCCCAGCAACGCAGAAGAACAUACUCCGAUACAGAAUCCUAUAAUGUUAUUCCUCUUGAAGACACAGAGAGUAAGUUGGAAGAGAGGCAGUUUUACUGUGCGUGUUGUAUAACAUUUAUUGCCAUACUUUGCACACUUGUACUGCUGACACCAAUGCAAGAAUACAUAAAGUUAUAAUCUUUGUAUGUAAUCAGAGCCAAUGAAUUAAACAAUAAAGUUGCUUUUAGGAUUUCUAUGUAAUGAGUUAAAACUGCAGCUUUAGUUCACUAUGGGGCUGACUUACCCGCCCAUUGUUCACCUUGACUGAUCUUAGAUCUUGUGUAGUCCCACUGAAAUCCAUGAUAGUAUUUGUACAUGUAAUAUUUGUAUUUGUACAUGAUAGUAAGAUACUCCCCGAGGGGAGUAAAUCUGGUAGAACAAGAUCUACAUAGGGAUUACAUCAGGGGUAGGCAAAUUCUGGCCCUUCAGGCCAAAUCUAGGCCAUGGGCUAGUCCCUGGCGGGCUCCUAUCACUAUAUUUAGCUUCCACAGGUACUGGACCAUUGCAAAUCUUAUCGGCUGCGGAUUGUCAUUUGCAGUCAAUGAGAGUUGCAGGACAUGG
Molecule: messenger RNA, 1330 nt
Organism: Pelodiscus sinensis (Chinese soft-shelled turtle)
Lineage: Eukaryota; Metazoa; Chordata; Testudines; Trionychidae
Source: RefSeq, a predicted model, not a curated record